This is a messenger RNA of Cicer arietinum (chickpea), 1426 nucleotides long. RefSeq names its product ethylene-responsive transcription factor ERF024. The record is from RefSeq and is a predicted model, not a curated record. Lineage: Eukaryota; Viridiplantae; Streptophyta; Magnoliopsida; Fabales; Fabaceae. Gene Ontology annotation, biological process: regulation of DNA-templated transcription. Gene Ontology annotation, molecular function: DNA binding; DNA-binding transcription factor activity.
UUUUCAAUGCUAGAUUUGAGUUUUUUCGGAUACAAUGUAUUCUCCAAUUCAUGAAAUGAAUGAUGAAAAAAGAAAGGAAUAUUAAUACUGGUGAUGUAUCAAUAUCAAUGCACAAAGAAAGUGCAAUUUCACUGUUGAAAGAAUUUUGACAUAAAUGUUGGAGAUGAAGUAAUAUAUAGCUGCUUGUAUGCUGUUUUUUUGGAUGAUGUUAAGAAAACGCGGUCUCCAACCAAGAUCAUCAAAUAUACCAACCUGUCUUCACACACCAUCACUGGUUUGCACUUUCAUCUCUUAUCCUUUCUAAAUCAUUCUCCAGCUAUCAUACUUUCACUACCAUAAUAUAUAAAUGGCUUCAACCGUUUUCUUCAACUACCAACCGUCGACACAUACUUUCUUAAUUCAUCAUAAAAUAACACCAUGCCUGAAAACUACACUGCUGAUCAUGCAUCAUCAUCCUCAUCCUCAUCGUCGACCAAAGUUUCUACCGGCCGUCACCCUCUUUACCGAGGAGUGAGGCGUAGAAACAGUGGAAAAUGGGUGUCUGAAAUUCGUGAACCUAAAAAACCUAACAGAAUUUGGUUAGGAACAUUUCCAACACCUGAAAUGGCAGCUAUUGCUUAUGACGUAGCUGCACUUGCUCUUAAGGGAAAAAAUGCAGAAUUGAAUUUUCCUAAUUCUUCGUCUUCUUUACCUGUUCCGGCUUCUUCCUCCGCUCGCGAUAUUCAGUUGGCUGCAGCUAGUGCUGCAGCUGCUGUAGGUGCAGCUAAAGACGCACUCGCGACCGAAGGAAACCAUGCCGUUGAACUGCAAGACUUUUUUUCAAGUGGAAAUGAAAACAAUAAUAAUAAUAAUAAUAUUAAUGAGUUUAUUGAUGAGGAUUUGAUCUUUGAUAUGCCUAAUGUUUUGGUUAAUAUGGCUGAAGGAAUGCUAAUUAGUCCUCCUCGUUUUGAUCACUUUGAAACUGAUUAUCACUAUGAUGUGCAAGAAAAUAUGUGUGAUGAUCCAAACCUCUGGAGUUAUCCUUAUUUCCCAUGAGAUGAACUUGAAAUUAUUAGUAAUGGAAAGGUAAGAGUAAAGUGUAAUUAAAUAAGGUUGAAAUCUCACAUCAGGGAUUUGCUUAAACAUGAGGGAAUGUAUUGAUGUGUGUGUAGUUCUUGCUUUUUUAAUUUUUGUUUGUUCCUUUAUGUACAUUAGGUAACCUUCUAUGUAAAGGUCUGCUGCUGCUGCACCUUAAAUAUGUAAUGUGCAUAUAUGCUGCUACUUCUACAAAUGUCAGUAAUCAAUUGUCUUUCCAAAUAUUCCUCUCUCAAAAUCACUAAAUUAAGGAUCAGGAAUGCUAAAAUACAGUUUUUUUUCAAUCCGUUAAUCUGAGAUAGACGAUUUAUAUUAUAUAAUGAUCAUAGUUUUAAAUUGCAGUUGCAUAUUC